Molecule: messenger RNA, 3207 nt
Organism: Chrysemys picta bellii (western painted turtle)
Lineage: Eukaryota; Metazoa; Chordata; Testudines; Emydidae
Gene: HSD17B3
Product: hydroxysteroid 17-beta dehydrogenase 3
Biological process (GO): steroid biosynthetic process
Cellular component (GO): endoplasmic reticulum
Molecular function (GO): testosterone dehydrogenase (NADP+) activity
Source: RefSeq, a predicted model, not a curated record
CUUUCCUUGCUGCAAUUUAAGCCCAUUGCUUCUUGUCCUAUCCUCAGAGGUUAAGAAGAACAGUUCUUUUCCCUCCUCCUUGUAACAACCUUUUAUGUGCUUGAAUAUAGUGUAGAAAACAAUCUGCUUUGGUACGGAGAUGGUCUUGAUAAAAAUUUUGUUUGUUGUUUAUGGAUGUUCUGGUGGCAACUCCAAAGUCAAAGUUGUAUUGAGAUGUUGACUUAAAGAAUUCAACCUCCUUGUUAUUUAUGAAGAACACUGUAUCCUCCCCAAACUUACAGCACUCUGAGUACAUAAUGAAUUUCCUGAGAAAUUGCAAGUAUUUUUUAAUAAUUUUUUGUUACAAUUAGUUAAAAAAGAAGUACUUUAAGCAAUGUAGCACUCAAAUUGUUUUUGAGAAUGAUUUUAAUCAUGGAAUAACACAAAUAUCAAACAGUUCAGACUUUCCAUUUUGGUAAAACUCACUGGAAUCUCAUGCACAGUUUGCCUUUGAAGAAAUCAGGUUGCAAUUAAGUGAAAUUAUUAAUUAUUGUUAUUGUUUUAAUUAGAAACUAAUAGACAGGGCCUGCAAUAGGACCAUUGUGAUCAACCAGUCAUCACUUUUCCUCUUUAACUAAUCUGCAUACUGCAAUUCUCUUGGCAGAAAUGAGUCAGCAGUGUGAGGGGAACUAUACACCAGGAUUCCUCAGUCAUAGCUUAUUUGGCUAAAAGAGUUUUUAAAUUUGAAAGUAAUCCAUCAAGUUAAAAUAUGUAAAUGUGUAGUUCAGAUACAUAAACAACCUUUAUUCUGCUCUGUAAUAAGCGUAUGAUGAAUGCAGUUUGGGGUUUCUGGACCCAGAUUAGAUGAAACUGACAUUUAAAGAUUGGUUUUUCAUUUCUUUUCCAUUCAUGUUGUUGCUACAGAGGAGAGUUAAGGUUGCCUGAGUGCCUUAAGUGUGUAUUUCCAUGCCUUAACAUGUUUGGCUUUAUAAUAAGUUUAAACUUAACCCUGCAUUUUCUAUGUUUCUAGUGAUUCUUCUUGGGAUAAUUACAACAUUCUUGUAUAUUUCUUAUCCGUAAGUUACUGAUAUAUACUCUCAACCUCAAAAGCAAUUUAACAUAGAGGUUUUUGUCUGGGAAUUUAAAAAUGAGUCCAGGCCACAGAGUAGGAUCCUAAUUCAACAUGAACAUGCCCAAAGUUUUGAGGUGUCUGCAUUGAAGAUUUUAGUUUGUCCAGCAGCAAAAGUUUGGAGGUGCUCUCAUCCAGGGUUUUGGGAUAGACCCACCUUUAGUUUCUUUGAAAAUUCUUUUUUGUUCCUGGAUGUUUUCCCAAAAAAGGAACCUUGUCUAAAACCAGGUAUUAGAAAUCCUAGUUUGGUUUUAUCUAUUCCAGUAAUUUACCAAUCUGAGUGUAGUAUAGGGACGGUACUUUAAUCUAAACCCUUGGCACUCAGUGGGGAAAAAAGAAAUCACAUGACCCAGUGGAUUUGAUUAGACUGUACACUUCUCUGCCAAUGCUUAGAGAGUAGCAGUGCGCUAGGAGGCAGUUAAGGGGAAGAUAGUGUUGGUAUUUCAUCCAAGCUCGGUGGAUCUGUUCACCAUGGGAGAGUUCCAACAGCAGCUGCUCACUCUUUUUGGGGGUCUAAUUUGUCUAUUUACUCUGGUGAAAUGCAUUAGAUUUUUGAAGUAUUUUUUCCCCUAUGUAUGGAAUGCUUUGCCUCAGUCUUUCUUUCGGUCAAUGGGAGAAUGGGCAGUGGUCACAGGAGCAGGAGAUGGAAUUGGAAAAGCAUAUUCCCUGGAGCUGGCAAAACGUGGAUUAAAUAUUGUUAUGAUAAGCAGAACACUUGAAAAACUGCAGAAAGUAGCCACUGAAAUUGAACAGGCCACAGGUAGAAAUGUGAAGAUCAUACAAGCUGACUUUACAAAAGAUUACAUAUAUGAGAAUAUUGAAGAAUGUCUUCAAGGCUUAGAAAUUGGCAUUUUGGUUAACAAUGUUGGAAUGCUUCAUAAUCCUCUUCCAUGCCGUUUCCUUAAUGGAGCAGACACAGACGAGAACCUCAUCAGCUGCAACAUUAUCUCUGUUACCAAGAUGACACGGAUAAUUUUGAAACAAAUGGAGCCAAGACAAAAAGGACUUAUUCUGAACCUUUCUUCUGGUUUGGGCACCUUCCCUUGUCCAUUAUAUACUAUAUAUUCGGCUUCUAAAGCUUUUGUAUGCACAUUUUCCAAAGCACUUCAAGCAGAAUAUAAGGCAAAGGGAAUUAUCAUACAGGUGGUGGCUCCUUAUGCUGUUUCUACUCCAAUGACAAUGUAUCAAAAACCCAAUCUCAUAACAAAGACUGCAGAGGAGUUUGUUAGAGAGUCACUGAUUUAUGUUACUGUUGGAGAGGAGACAUUUGGUUGUUUAGCCCAUGAGAUCUUGGCGUGCAUCCUGCAGCUCAUUCCGUUGUGGGUAUUCCACAGUGACAGAUUUCAAGAGGUGUUCCUGAACACAUUUCCGACCUACCUGAAAAGGAACUGGAAGAGCCCCUAACAAAAUCAACUUUUUAGACCAUGUGAAAUUGUGAAUCCUAGCUUCAUACACUAGAAUUCUGGGGGCUAAAGUCAGCUCUGGAUGAAUUUGGCCCAGCAUGCUUACUGAAGAAGUUUGCUAAGGGCCUGGUCCAAAGGCCAUUGAAGUCAAUGUUUUUCCAAAGACUUCAAUGGGCUUUGGAUCAGUUACAGAGGGAUGGGAUGCUACGGCUGCUUUUGCUUCUUUAAACUGAGCUUGUAGAUGGUGCAGCUGUUUGAUGUUUACAAAUAAAACAAUUUGCAUUAUUUCCAAACAGUUUUGUUUGCUUUGAUGCUUUUAGGAAGACUCACAUGAUCUGUAAAGGGGCUUUGGAUUUUUGUGGGAGGACACACAGAUUAUGCUGGAGGAGGAGGAGAUAGUGGGAAGAGAUUUUAGAGGAUGGAGGGAAUCUGUGCAUAGGGGCUUUGGAAGUUUGCAGGAACAGUGUGUAUUAGUGGAAAGGGCUUUGGAGUCCUCCAAAGCAUUUUAUUUGAAUCCCUUUCACAGACAGGAUACUGGACUAGGUGGACCUCCAGUCUGGUGAUUUCUAAUCCUGUGUUUGUAGGAAGAUGAAAGCUUACGGUGAAGACUUUGAAUCUAGAUUGUGUAAUGUUUUCCAAAUAUCUUUCAGAACUUCUCUUUAUUUUGUGUAGAAUUUGGAAGUGAGAGUUUUUACA